GCCAAGCUGUUGUGGACAUACACAAACAGGGAGGAUGUAUUCCAUGUGGGCUUCUCUUCUGUCCCUAGUCUGGGUUUGUGAAUCAGCAGGAUGUGAUAUUAUAUUCACGGCCGAGCCACAUCACCUUCACUUACACGGUCUUCGUCCGCCAUGGUUCAUUCUCAGCUGUAAUACAAGCGACGUCACAGACGUUUACAUUAUGGAGAUUGGACGUCAUGCACAUGCAGACUAUCCAGUGGCAUAUCUGUCUGCUGUGGAACCCCACGCAGCUCGCGUCCUCGAUAAACCAAACAGACAUCGCAUAUCAUCUCAAGGUCGAAUCGAAGCAACGUCAUCACAUCUUCAGGUCAACGUCACCGAUGUACUCUGUGAAGACGUGACGUCAUACUACUGUGUGGUAUUCUUUGGUAACUCUUCGCGGAAGAGUAUUCAAGAGGAUAGAAGGAUGGUGUCGGUAAAAGGAUCUGAUGUCACGAUGGAAAUAACACCGUCUACAUUCGUCCCGGGCCAGACAACCAACAUAUCAAUAACGUGUAUUUUUGAGAAGCUUACAUCGGAUUUGCAUACGUUUGAGUUAGGGCGGAAACACCAUGGCGAGAAGUCGCUUAUUGCCGCCCUCAACACCACCCAUGUUGUGCCCAUGGACGGGUCUGUUUCUAAACGGUUAACUUUGAUUGGUGAAAUUAACAAUUCUUCGAUGUCGCGGUUAGAAGCAACAUUGUCACCGGCCACGUGUAAUGACGUCACGGAAUAUUACUGCACGGCGACGUUCACUUCAGGGGGAAAGGUCAAGGCAACUGAAGACACUUCAGAAGUGACGGGGACAUGCUACGAUACAACCACAGCCCGCCUAACGACCAGACAUCCACUUUCAACAAACUCUGGAGCCCCGCGGAUUAGGCACCCAAGACAUUCGUCUGGAGCACCCGCACAAGUAACAGCUAUCUCAACCCUGCUGGGUGUGUUGAUCCUUGGCCACGGGUUCUGAUGCAGUUGUGUGCACAUGUACUAGUUUAAGGAUGCAGUAUGUUGGCAUUGAAGCUCGCUGAUUCAAAUACUAGUAUCAUUGUUAUAUCCAGUUAUGGAUGAGCAUUGAUCCACGCAAUUGUGCUACAAUGACUUGCAUCAACUAAGUCAGCGAGCCUGACCAUCCGAUCCCGUGAGUCGCCUCUUACGACAAGCAAAGUCGCCUUUUACGGCAAGCAUGGGUUGCUGAAGGCCUAUUCUACCCCGGAUCCCAUCCUUGAUAAACAUUAGACUAUACAGAAACUAUAUAUUAUUGUCUUUGUUGUUAGUACAGUGUGCACACUGGGAAAUCCAUUUCAAUGUCUAGGGCCCUAAUAGACGAGUUCAGAGAACUCGUAAAUAUACAACUCAAAAGGAGUUAUGGAUCAAAGAUAAAGAUACAAAUCUUAGAUACCCAUCAGCAGUUGUGAAUUACAUGUAUGCGACUGUUUAUUUCUUUCGAAUUUCAGAAGUGUUAAUCAAAUUAUAUUUACAAAAACAUAAAUACAGUGUUUCUGUAAUAUAUAUAAAUUAUUAUGUUAUUAUUAUUUUGUUAUAUAUCACAUGUACACCGAGUGAACAUUUACCUUAUUUCUGUGUGCGUAUAUAGUUAUAGUAUAAUUUAUAUCCAUAUAAAUGAUGGCGAAAUAUCAUGUAAAGUAUCGUAUAGCAGUUUUCUGUCGCGUGUACAAGUGGUUGCGGGAUAAUAGUGCUUCAUGCGCACUUAAAAUCCCCAGGACUUGUGUGGUCCGGGGUUCGGUGUUGGAUAUUUGGCCGGGGGGGGGGAAUCUAAAGUACUGUCGGAAAUGAGGGAAAAAUGCUUUUCUGGCUUCAUUUAAUAAAUAAGAGUCAUAGGACUAUGAAAAGAGCAUAUAGCAAAAUAACGCAAAUUGACCUAUCUAGCCUGUCCUAACAGACAUUGUAAUUACCCUUAAAAUGUACUUUUACAUGUAAAAUCAUGAUAAACUUAGAAGCAUUCGUGUUGUCAUGAAUGUAUGAACUGGCCUAUAACCUGAGGUGAUGACCUCACACCGUCCCGUGCAUUCUCCCAGGUGCAAAUGUCACCGAGUUGGGGGUGGUUUCAAAAUAUUGCUGUUAUGGUACUUAAUUGACAUGUGCGUUGAUAGGGUAACAAUUAAGGAUAUGUACUGCAUUAUAUUUGCUUGGAAACAUGAUGGAAUAGUUAAGAGCUAUGAAACGGGAUGAGUAUUGGAAAGUUGCGGUUUUGGAAUCAAGAAGUAUUUGUUGUUCUACAGAUGGUUUCUUGAGGGAGCAUUUAUAAAUGUCCGCUGAUAAAGUAUAUGAACCUGUACUUUUGGAUGUUGUGUUAUGUCUUGCCAUGAAUCCUUUACACUUAGCCAAGAUGGGCACAACGGGGUUAAGCUCACAAUGUCUGACUGACAGACGUAAGACAACGUGACCGUGUUGUGCCGCCAGCACAUAUGCCCCGUACGUAACUGGAUUCUUAUUUAGCCGAAUUUCAUCCUAUCUCUUGGAGAGCAAUAGUUACUGCAGUAUGGGAAACAUUAAUUGUAUCUUUAAUUUUCUUCCACAUUCUACUAAAAGUCAGGGUAUUUUCUGCUCACAAUGCUUGUACACUAUACGCCUAAUCCCCCUGUAACAAAGAUGUCUAAUAUCCUUUACUUACCAGUUUUGUUUUUGAGACCAGCUCUAUAGUUUUGUUUUAUUUUUCAUUCCGUAGACUUGAUAGUAUGAAUUGAAAACCCCAUAGCUUGGGCUAAAUUAAUAAAUGGUUUCCCUUUAUCUCUCUAAAGUGGAAAGAACUUGUAUAUAUUUCCCAGUACAAACUCCAUGUCGUGUACCAUGGCUAUGGCUAUGCAAGUGUAAUGUAACAUGCAUCAUGGGAGCAAUGUUAACACAACAAACGCAGCGACAUUUUGUCAUUUUAGAAGAUGCACAAAUAGACUUUUCUCCAAAUGAUUUUUGAGUGUGGAUUAGAUGUUUUAUGAAGACUACAUUAUUGUCAUUAUAACGGCGUCACGUGCGCAUAUUUUUGUAGUCCGUUUCAGACUGCCAUCAUUGGACUUAGAAUAAAUGUAAACUUACUGUUUCCGUUCGAAUCUAUCUCCUAUAAAAUUGUCGAUAGGACUCCUUGUGACUGAAAUACUUCAAACCACAGGUAGGUCGAUCGGCAAAUACUCGAUAUUUCAAUAACAAUAGUCUGUGAAAAAUUACAUCCCUUUUUAACAGGCAAAAAGCAUUUUUCUAGGAUUUCCGACAGUACCUUAGGAAGGGUGUGGAUCCCCUUUUGUCAGACACCUAACAUAUUAACUGCGUGACUUGGGUAUCAUGUGCACCCCUUAAAUAAUUUGAUUCAGUGUGAACUUUGUUUGUAUGUUGUUUAACGCCGCACUCAGCAAUAUUCCCAGCUAUAUGACGGCAGUCUGUAAAUAAUCGAGACUGGAGUGAUUGACAUCAUGCGCAUCAAUCCUGGGUGAACAGAGGCCCAUUAAAAAAAAAAUAAUGAAACAAAUCUCACUUGCCUAAGGAGACACUACACAUGCUACAUGUACUACACGACCCCUAAAGAUCUUGGUAGGGAAAAGGUCUUCAGCAACCUAUGAUUGUCGUAAGAGGCGACUAACGGGAUCGGGUGGUCAGGCUCGCUGACUUGGUUGAUGCAUGUCAUUGAUCCCCAA
Haliotis rufescens (red abalone) is the source of this 3665-nucleotide messenger RNA. RefSeq lists its product as uncharacterized. Lineage: Eukaryota; Metazoa; Mollusca; Gastropoda; Lepetellida; Haliotidae. The coding region runs from base 35 to 988 and encodes 317 amino acids. The record is from RefSeq and is a predicted model, not a curated record. The transcript has 6 exons.